This is a messenger RNA of Aspergillus aculeatinus CBS 121060, 6085 nucleotides long. Its product is annotated as DNA-directed DNA polymerase alpha catalytic subunit POL1. NCBI's taxonomy places the organism in Eukaryota, Fungi, Ascomycota, Eurotiomycetes, Eurotiales, Aspergillaceae. The transcript is spliced from 14 exons. Gene Ontology annotation, cellular component: alpha DNA polymerase:primase complex. The record is from RefSeq and is a predicted model, not a curated record. Bases 128 to 5938 code for a protein of 1936 amino acids. Gene Ontology annotation, molecular function: purine nucleotide binding; thiaminase activity; single-stranded DNA binding. Gene Ontology annotation, biological process: leading strand elongation; mitotic DNA replication initiation; lagging strand elongation.
CUUCCUCAGAACCCACUUUCUGACCCCAUUGUUAUCCUAAGGCUUGUUCGAACUUGAUUUGACCAAGUGAACGGCAUUUCAUGGACUCUAGCUCUUCAUAAGAAGAACCAAGGACAGUCGGGUCGCCAUGUCUGCCCGUGCCAAAUUAGCAGAGCUGCGCGCUCUCCGCGCCGCGGGCAAGAAACGCCUUUCCACGUAUGAGGUGGAGGAACAGGGCGAUGUCUACGAAGAGGUCGAUGACGAAGGGUACAAGAAAAUCAUCCGCAAUCGGCUCGAUCAGGACGACUUCGUGGUCGACGAUAACGGCGAAGGAUACGCGGACGACGGUCGCGAAGUGUGGAACGAGCGCGGCGCCGACUACGACAGUGAAAGCGAGGACGAUGAAUUGCCUGCCCGGAGCAAGGCUGCCAAGCGGAAACGUGAAGAAGAGAAGCAGAGGAAGGAAAAAAUCAACAACGGGAUCUCGAAAUACUUCAACAGCGGGGCUGCGCCGUCCGCCCCGAAGCCCAAGCCAGUGGCUACCGCAGAGGAUGAUGCCUUCAUGGCUGACCUCCUUGGAGAGGUCGAUACCAACGUCGUUCCGCAACGCCUACCAACCCGAAAUAUCGUCAAGUCCGAGACUCGACGCAAAGUCCGGAUCCUGUCCCCGCCGCUCUCGGACAGAACGCGAAAGGAUGCGCAUAUCAAGAAGGAUGAGAAUAGUGAUCCGGUUUCUCCGGUAAAGGAUCAGUCGGAUACUAACAUGGACGACGACUAUGAUGAUGGUCCGCUUCCCAACAUGGAUGAUGAGGACUUUCCUAUGAGUGACCCAAUGCCUUCAUCGCCUAUCAGCAAGGCCAUCGAGAGGAAGACAACGGCUGUGGCGGUCAAGGUAGAAGAAUCGGACGAGGAUGACACCGACCUGAUGGAAGUCACGCAAGCUACUGGACAGAACGAAGCCAAGGCAGCAAGUAUCAACAUGGCUGGGAGCCGACCAGUGCCUAAGCUUAAGAAGGAGUCUUAUCCUUCGAUCGCCAGCUCUUCUCCCGUCAAGGCUCUACCAGACGUUGAUGCAUCUUGGAACGACGUCCGAAGCAAGCUGAACGUUCUCAGCAGCCCCGCCCACUCUGAGAUGCGAACCUUCGGAAAACUACGUCCACAAGACGUUGUUGAGGAGGAUGGGAGCUUACGUAUGUUCUGGUUGGAUUUCACUGAGGUCAACGGGAGCCUGUGCUUGUUCGGAAAGGUGAAGAAUAAACAGACAGGCUCCUAUGCCAGUGCCUUCGUCAAAGUCGACAAUAUCCUCCGAAAAUUAUACUUUCUUCCCCGCGAGAACCGUCACAAGCACGGGCGCGAGACCGAUGAAGAGGUGGAUAUGGAAGAUGUCUAUCGCGAAGUAGACGAUAUGAUGUCGAGGUUGCGAGUGGGAAUGCACAAGAUCAAGCCGUGCACGCGCAAGUAUGCGUUUGAGGUGCCCGGCAUUCCGAAAGAAACGGAUUAUCUGAAGCUUCUCUACCCUUAUGAUAAGCCUGCAUUGCCCAUGGACGUCAAGGGGGAGACAUUCUCCCACGUCUUCGGAACUAACACGGCCUUGUUCGAACAAUUUGUGCUCUGGAAAAACAUUAUGGGUCCAUGUUGGCUGAAAAUUGAAGAAGCAGACUUCUCGGCUGUCAACAAUGCCUCCUGGUGUAAGUUUGAAUGCCAGGUGUCGAAGCCUGCGCUCAUCUCUCCGGUGCCCGAUUCCGAGAAUCUGGACGCACCGCCUCUCACAUUAAUGAGUCUUUCGUUCCGCACGCAACUCAACGUCAAGGAGAACAAGCAAGAGAUUCUGGUGGCCAGUGCCAGAGUUUACGAGAAUGUCUCUCUCACGGACACUACUCCCCCGGAGAAGCUGCCUUGCAAAACUUUCACGGUUAUGCGGCCGGUGGGCACCUCUUACCCCAUGCACUUCGAAGCCGAAACCCGGAAGCAACGAGGUACAUUCAUGCUGGAAAGGAGCGAGCAGUUUCUGCUCAGUAAAUUCCUGGCACUGUUCGAGAAGAUGGAUCCUGAUGUCCUCAUGGGGCACCAGCUCCAGGAAGUCGACCUCAGCGUUCUUCUCAACCGACUCAAGGAAAAGAAGACGCCAGGAUGGCAUCGCCUCGGGCGACUGAAACGUGGAGACUGGCCUAAGAACUUCAACAGGGGUGGAGGUUUCUUCGCUGAAAGGCAUUUGAUCGCAGGACGAUUGAUGUGUGAUGUGGCUAAUGACAUGGGCAAGUCUCUGAUGAUGAAAUGUCAAUCUUGGAGCCUGACAGAGAUGUGCGAACUCUACUUGGGACAGGGCAAUACGAGACAAGAACUAGACACCGAAGCAGCCUUGAAAUCUUGGGCUACCACGAAAGAUGGUCUCAUGAAUUUUGUGAACCAUUGUGAUGCAGACACUUACUUCAUCGCCGCUCUUGUCUUGAAGCUGCAGAUGUUACCUCUAACCAAAGUGCUCACCAAUAUUGCUGGUAACUCCUGGGCAAGGACGCUCAGCGGUACGCGCGCCGAGCGGAACGAGUACAUUCUCCUCCACGAAUUCCACCGGAACAAAUACAUCUGUCCUGAUAAAUACUCUUCCAAGCUGUUGAAAGCGGAAGAGAAACUCCAGGAAGGUGACGAGGACGACUCGGCGGAUAAGAAAAAGAAGGACAAAUAUAAGGGUGGUCUGGUUUUUGAACCCGAGAAGGGCCUUUACGACCGCUUUGUCCUAGUCAUGGACUUCAACAGUCUGUACCCGAGUAUCAUUCAGGAGUAUAAUAUCUGCUUCACGACCGUGGAACGGACGGCAACUGCCGAGAAUGACAAGGAGGAGAAAGUACCCGAGGUCCCGUCGUCAGAGCAAGAGCAGGGUAUCCUGCCCCGCCUAAUCGCAACUUUGGUCGGUCGUCGACGUGAGGUGAAGAAGUUGAUGAAAGACAAACGCGCGACGCCUGAGCAGCUCGCUCUCUGGGACACUAAGCAGUUGGCCUUCAAGCUGACGGCCAACUCUAUGUACGGAUGCUUGGGUUACACGCAGAGUCGCUUUUAUGCUCGUCCCUUGGCCAUGCUUACCACCUUCAAGGGGCGUGAGAUUCUCAGAAGCACCAAGGAGCUGGCGGAGUCGAAACAACUCCGUGUCAUCUAUGGUGAUACUGACUCCGUCAUGAUCAACACGAAUAUGGACACUAUCAGCGAUGCGAUUAAGGUCGGUGAGGAAUUCAAGAAGUCGGUGAAUGAGCGUUAUCGACUAUUGGAGAUCGAUAUCGACAACAUCUUCCGUCGUCUCCUCUUGCAUGCCAAGAAGAAGUACGCUGCCGUCAACAUCACAGAAGUAGAUGGCAAGUACGUUGACAAGCUGGAAGUCAAGGGUCUCGACAUGAAGAGACGUGAGUACUGCUCACUGUCGAAGGAAGUUUCUCAGAAACUGUUGAAUGAGGUUCUCUCUGGCGAGGACCAAGAACUUGUUCUUAACCGGAUCCACGACUACCUGCGCGAUCUUGCAGGCAAGAUGCGAGAGUUCACUGUCCCUGUGCAGAAAUACGUGAUUUAUACGAAACUCUCCAAGCGACCUGAGGAAUACCCCAACAAGGAGACAAUGCCUCCAGUGCAGGUCGCCCUGCGCGAGCUCGCUCGAGGAAAGACAGUUCGUCCCAAUGACGUUAUCUCUUACAUCGUGACCAGUGGGGAUUCGGAAACUGCAUCCCUCCCGCCGGCCAAACGUUCGUAUACACUGCCGGACGUGAUGAAGCCCGACUCGGAACUCAAGCCCGACAUCGAGUUUUAUUUGCUCAAGCAGAUCUUCCCGCCUAUUGAGCGUCUAUGUGCUCCUAUCCCCGGUACUGAUGCUGUUCGGUUGGCGGAGUGUUUGGGCCUCGAUGUCCGCAAAUAUCAGAUCAACACUUCUACUGGAAGCAACCAGCAGAACGCUGACAUCUUCCCGCUGGAAUCGCAAAUUCCCGAUUCGGUGCGUUUCGAAAGCGCAGCUCGACUCACCCUCACCUGUCGGUCCUGCAAGGAGAAAUCAGUGUUUGAAGGGUUGCUCGGGUCCGUUCAUAUGUGCACAGCCAAUGGCGUUAUCUGCCCCAACCAAGCCUGUCAGAAACCUUUCUCGGUUUUGACCAUCGUUGCGCAGCUGGAAACUCAGAUCCGGGCCCAGACUUCCAAAUAUUAUGAGGGCUGGCUUGUCUGCGACGAUACGGCCUGCGGUAACCGGACGCGUCAGAUCAGUGUAUACGGGCACCGCUGCCUGGGUCCCAAGGGUCACGCUGAAGGUUGUCUUGGUCGCAUGUCCUACGAGUACACGGAAAAACAGAUGUACAACCAGCUGCUCUACUUUGCCGGACUUUGGGAUGUCGACAAGGCUCGAACUGCGGCUGAGAAGGAGGGGAACGCGGAGAAGAAGGACAGUGUGGCAGCGUUAGUCGAGUUCAACCUUCUGGUCAUUGCGGGGUCGGACAGCUCGGGUGGCGCGGGUCUAGAAGCGGACCAGAGAGUUCUGGCUGCUCACGGCGUCUAUGCACUGACCGCAACCACCGGUCUUACAGCGCAGAACACUCUGGGAGUGCAAGAUAUCUUUAUCAUUCCGCCUGAAUUUGUCAAGAAACAGAUCAAUGCUGGCCUCGAAGAUGUCGGUGCGGAUGUAGUCAAAUUGGGAAUGCUCUCCUCCGCGGAGACAAUUAAUGUGAUUGCCGAGGCUCUGGUCACGCAUCAGAUUCCUGCGGUGGUGCUGGAUCCGGUCAUGGUGUCAACAAGUGGAUCGCAACUGCUCCCUGGGGCCGCUGUACAAGUCCUGCGGUCGAAAUUGCUUCCCCUGACCACCAUCCUCACCCCGAACAUCCCAGAAGCUCUGCUACUUCUCAAGGACUCCGGAAUUGAUGUUUCCGAGCCUACUGACCUCCCUGGAAUGGUACAGCUGGCCAAGCAGAUCUGUUCCUUGGGCUCAAAGGGAGUCUUGCUCAAGGGCGGUCAUUUGCCCCUCACAAAAGAUCAUAAGACCGCGCAAAAUCAGGAGGAUGCGUGCAUCGUCGUUGAUGUACUGUAUGAUGGCGAGGAAGUCACCUUGUUCGAGACGGACUUCCUCAUCUCGAAGAACACGCAUGGCACGGGCUGUUCGCUGGCCUCGGCCAUUGCGGCCAAUCUCGCCCUCGGUAAGGGCAUGAAGCGGGCCGUCCAGAGCGCUGUUCGGUUUGUUGAAGCCGGUAUCAAGACCAGCUUUGAUAUCGGCAAGGGGAGUGGGCCGAUCAACCACUUCCACUCGUUGUAUAGCCUGCCGUUUGCACCCGGUCGUUUUAUAGAGUAUGCGCUGGGUCGUCCUGACGUUCAGGAGGCUUGGAAGAAGUUUACGGAGCAUGAGUUCGUCCGGCAGUUGGGCGAUGGCACACUUCCUUUGGAGAGAUUCAAAUCAUAUCUCGUUCAGGAUUAUCUUUACUUGAUUCAAUUUGCACGGAGCAACGCUUUGGCUGCAUACAAGGCGGGGAGCAUGGAAUCAAUCGCCGCGUCUGCGCAAAUUGUCCUACAUAUCCAACGCGAAACAGCGUUACACCUAGAUUACUGUGCCUCCUUCGGACUGACCAAAGAGGAAAUGGAGAAGACUCCGGAAACCAUUGCGUGCACUGCGUAUAGUCGGUAUAUCCUCGACGUUGGCCAGUCGGGAGAUUGGCUCGCCCUACAGAUGGCUCUUGCGCCUUGCUUGAUCGGCUACGGAGCUAUCGCACAACGACUCUACACGGACAAAGAUUCGGUGCGGGAGGGUAACCGGUACUGGAAAUGGGUUGAGAACUAUGUCGCCGACGACUACACCGAGGCAGUGCGUCUGGGGUCCGAAUUGCUUGAAAAGCAUAUGCGAGAGGUCUCGCCCAGUCGGAUGGAGGAAUUGAUUAAGAUUUUCGUGCGGGCGACGGAGUUGGAGAUCAGAUUCUGGGACAUGGGUCUGGGUGGUGGCGAAUCUUGUUAGCAGUGGGACUAUUCACUCUUUCAGUUUCGAGAUGACGGACUAUGGUAAAUAUUGCUUUGGAAAUGGAGAGAUAUUCAAGAUUGUGUAUGAGUAGAGUAUAUAGCUGAGAACCGGACUACUAAGCAUGACGAUCGACUUGGAUAAUCA